GCGGAGUAGCGGAGCGGCAGAGCGUUGUGAUCCAAUGCUGGGGAGCCGGGAACCAGGAACCGCGGGCUGCGGGGAGGUGGCCGCCGGGCCGCCGGGGCCCCCCAGCCGGCCACUCUGCCGGGAGGAGAGGCCUCCGGGCGGCGCGGGGUGUCGCCUCACCGGCCUGGUCAGCUGGAGGCAGAGACCGUGCAGGACGUUAGCCCUGUUCGCUGCAGCCAACGCGGGGAUCUGCUUCGUGGCCUUCAGCUCCUUCCGAACCUACAGCCUCCUGGUCCUCCUGAUGGCUCUGCUGGUCGUCAUGACGACCGCCGGAGACUUCGCUAGGUCCAGAUCCACAGGAGCUCACUUGUGGCGCAGCAUGACGGCAAGCUGGGAGAUCAUCGACUCGGGUCAGGACGGCCAGUCCGAGACCGGACCUCAGCUCAGCGACUCCAUCAGACUCUUCCUCCAGGAGACAUCGGCCUUCAGACAGCAGAGCCCCGGCAAGUUUUGUCUGCUUUUUUGCAGUAUAUGCACCUUCUUUGCCGUUUUAGGACGCUACAUUCCAGGGAUCAUUAUCUUAUAUAUUCUUGUUCUCGGCGUUUUCUUUUGGCCUCUGGUCUCAUGUCACGAGGUCGGUGUGUGGCUGGAUCCAGUUCUGCAGAAGCUGGACUUUGGCAUCGGGGAGUUCCUUCAGAAAAUCAAAGAGAACCAUGAGAGAAGAAUCACGCUGGCUCAGACAGAGAAAGAAGGCAUCGAGUCGGACCUCUCCUCCAUGUUUCCAAAGCUCGACUCCACAGUCUGUAAGGAAAUGUCUGUGUCGGACACCGAGGCGUCUGAUAUGACGUGGACGGACAACGGCACCUUCAACCUGUCAGAGGGACACACGCCUCAGACCGAGAACUCAGAGGACCUCGACAGAGAAGAGGCGUUCACCGGAGGCCUUCUGGAAUUCCCCUCGCUCGACAACGGCGCAACGACUAACGGCGACGACGACGACGACGACGACGACGACUUCAGCCUCGGCCUCCCCUCGCCUCCCCCCCAGCUGCCCAUCAAAUCCAGGCACACGCCCUCCCGUCACAGAGACCAACCCGCCGCCGACCAAGCCCUCAAAUUGGUCAACCAGAUGGCGAGCGACUUCAUCGCCGCCGCCGUCACGGCCGCCAUGCAGGAGCGGAUAGAGGCGGCGGUUGGCUUCCCGGCGCCGAGCUCCGACUCGGAGCGGUCCGGACCCCCCGAUGGCGCCGGGCUGCCGGAGCUGGCCGAGGAGUCGGACAGCGAGGUGGAGGACUUUGAGCUGCUGGACCAGUCGGAGCUGGAGCAACUGGAGGGGGAGCUGGGAGGGGAGGGGGGCCCCCCCGCCAGAGAGGAUGCUCGGGCCCAGAGGGACAAGCCGGCCUCUCCGGGGUUCUUCUCCAAUCUCCUGAGACGCCACUGAUUGAUGAAGAGUACAAUCGGGAAGGAAGGAGGAAGGAGGAGGGGUGACAGAGGACAUGUGGAGGUGUUCUGGUCACGGAAGACUGUUGGGAGGGUCGAGGGGGUCGGAGGGGGAGCUGCGAGAAAACAAUGUUCCCAUUUUCUUUCUUUUCUGUAGAAUCAACCAAUCAAAACAGUUUUAAAAAUUAGUUUUUUAAAAAAUGCAGGCGGAAGUUACUUUAAUCAGAUGGUCGCAGCCUAAUGCCGAGUUCAGAAUACACAAUAUUUAAAAAAAUUAUGGCCCGGAAAGUGAGCGCCGGCUGCCGACCUCGUAGUGACAAAGUGCCGAUGAGGCGCCUGGGACGACUCGGUGUGAGCGAGAGGAAAAUAAAGUGAAAAUAAUUCACUUGAGAACGUGGAGGUUUUUUUCUUUCUGUGCAAUCUGCACAUGUUUAUUUAUUUACCUAUUAAUUCUGUUCAACAUUAGGUUCAGGUCAGAUAUUUGAUAACUGGUCCAUGACCAUUACGAUAUAUACAAACUUAUUGUGUGGUCGGAUCUCAGCUCAAAUAAGGUAUGCUGUAAUUACAUUUAUCUUUUAAAAGCAACUUUUUAUCACCUAAUCAAAUUUUUUCUGAUUAAUUUUUAUUAUUAUUAAAUAGUAUAUAAACACAUUAAGUGUUGUUCAGGCACUAACUUAUUUUUAAGCAAAAAAAGACGUUUGUGGACAUCUAUAACGAUAACAGUGGGAGGGGCUUAACGGUUCGGAAACAGACCUGAAACCGUUAAAUAGUUUAUAAUUAAUAGAAUAAUACGAUUAGCAAUCAAAAGUAAAUUGAUAUUUUAUAAAUUGUAUUGAAAUGCUGCUGUGUUGUAUUGUUUUAUCAAUCACUCACAAUCUGUUUAUGCACCUCAAAUGUCUUCUAACACUACAAAGUGUUCAAACCGUCUAAUAACUAUAAAUUGCUUAUGAACGCUUCGUAGAUGGUACUUUUAUCUGGAUUAGUCACAAAAUAUUAAAACUGAUAAUUUCCUAAAAAACUGAACCGUUCAGACUAAUGAAUAUGAUAAUAAUAUAUGACGCAGAAUUAAUGCUUUCCCUUAUUGCAAACUUGAAUUCAUCCCUAAAAAGAUGCGUUGUAAAGACCAGUAUAACUGCAGCGCAUUUCACCAGUAAAGCGUGGAGAAAAACCUUGUUAUAUAUUUGUUAUGUUUAUUACAACUCACCGCUCACAACGCUCACCUGACACCGAAUUGAUUCAUCCAACUACAUUACCCAGAGUUCCACAGGAAAUUGUAGGCAAUCACAAAUACCUUUAAUAAUCAGAAUAUUCACUACUGGCUGGAUAGUCGACCAUAACGAUUCAAAUCUAGGAAACUUAUUUUCUUCUUUCCUUUUUUUAUUUUCAUGAAUAAUGUAUGCAGUAGAAUCACAAAAACAUGCAGCAGCUCUCAAAAACUGCAUGCAAAUCAUAUUUUGAGGCAUAAAUACAUAUAUUUAAACAUUUAAAAAAAAAACAUUUUACUUCCAGUGCUUUCAUAAAGUUCACACAGUUCAUCCUCUAACUCAAAAUUUCAAAUUUCAAUUUCAAAUUUCAAACAAAAUGUACCGAACUCGUACCCUGACCCGAGGCCCCAACCGCCUCAGCUGGCCCAGGUGUGACCAGCUCUUUAUCCUCGCAGGCCUGUUGGGGGUUUGUGGACUGGGAGAAGACCAGAGGCCGUGUUCCCCGGGGGAGGGGGGGAGGGGGAGUCCUUUGGGGGCUACAUAGGGAACAUGGGGGUACCUAGGUGGCUGCUAGUCUGCCCAAAGUGUGUGGUUGCAUGGACAGGAUCUCAAGCUGCGAGCUGAGGGAGAACCGCUCCUCUGCUCUUUGAGGUUCUGUUCGCUCCGUCAGGACCUUGAGCUGAGCACCUGGGGCGGUUUGCAGGUCGUGUGUCAAGGUUUUAGGGAUGAGAGUCAGUACCUGCAAAAUCUUAUCAAAUAAACCAGCGGUGAACUGAAAGAUUACAUCAUUCUUUCAUGUUACAGCAUAAGUACUACAUUACCCAUGAGCCUCAGCUCAUUGCAUUGACUUCUGCCAACAGACCUUUUCUCCUUGCCGGAUGUUUUAUUGUGAAAGUCUCUUAUUUCCUAAAUAUUUUAAACCAGAUGUUUCCUGGAAAGAACCCUAAAAUGUGUUUAAUUAUCUGUAAAAUAAUGAAUUUGAGAAAUUUGUGAAAUUAUUGGCUGUAAAACGAUGGAUUGCGCCCUCCAGGGUCGAAGGUAGUUCAAGUAACUAAAAAAGAGAGUUCAAGUAACUGAAAAUGCAGAUAUAAGCAGGACAAGCUUCCUCCAGAGGGAGGAGCUCUAACAUUGUGUGUGAUCUCUGGGUUACUAUGGAGACACCCUCCCCGAGCCCUGAUUGGUCAGUUCGGGCCUUCUUCUGCUCUCUAGAACACGAGUCGGACUGAGCCCAUGAAGACCUCCGUUCCUCACAUCACAGGAUGAUCCAAAAAAUAGAGGUCAAAAUAGAGUUUCAGUGCACUGCAAGUUAAACGUUAUGGCUUCUUUCCAUUUGCACCUUUAAUUGUGAUUUAAUGAAGCGUGGGUCAAUCGUGGAUUCACAGAAUGAAGAUAAAGAAUGAUUGAACUGUUUCUGAAACAUGCCUUGGACAUUGAAAUACGUCGUUUUCAUAUAAUAUAUAGACACACGGCAAUGUAUAAUGUAUCCUCUUGAAUAAUCAUGUGAUGCUAUAACUCUAACGAUGACAUAUGUGUUUAUCAGUGCCUGAGAGGACUUCGUAGUGGCUGCAGUUCAUUUCUAGCUCACAUGUAAUAACUGUAUAGGACAAAGAAUACUUCAUAGGACUUCUUAAUACGAGUGUAUGCAGGUUCAGGGUUCACUGAAUACAUAUAUUUUAUUUUAUAUUUUUCGCCAACUGAUGAAAACGGUUCAUGUUUUUCGUUUAUCUUCCGGUUGUGUCGUGGUGGCUUCAAUGUGUUGGUCUAAAAAUCAAAAGUCCUUUGAAUUCAGUUCCAAAACCGAAAUGCAUUAACAAAAAUGUACUUUUAUGUAAUUAAAGUCAAUAAAAGGUUGUAGCGCA
Molecule: messenger RNA, 4483 nt
Organism: Pseudoliparis swirei
Lineage: Eukaryota; Metazoa; Chordata; Actinopteri; Perciformes; Liparidae
Gene: retreg1
Product: reticulophagy regulator 1
Exons: 9
Coding region: 35-1420 (461 amino acids)
Biological process (GO): reticulophagy; negative regulation of neuron apoptotic process
Cellular component (GO): endoplasmic reticulum membrane
Source: RefSeq, a predicted model, not a curated record